This is a messenger RNA of Paecilomyces variotii, 1998 nucleotides long. RefSeq names its product putative NADH-ubiquinone oxidoreductase, subunit F. The record is from RefSeq and is a predicted model, not a curated record. The coding region runs from base 82 to 1590 and encodes 502 amino acids. Gene Ontology annotation, molecular function: 4 iron, 4 sulfur cluster binding; NADH dehydrogenase (ubiquinone) activity; FMN binding. Lineage: Eukaryota; Fungi; Ascomycota; Eurotiomycetes; Eurotiales; Thermoascaceae. The transcript is spliced from 3 exons.
UGUUGCUCGACGACAGCGAACAUCCUCAUCCUCCCCUUUGCUUCUCUCCCAUCAAUCUCGCGCCAUUGGGCCUCCGUCACAAUGAUAACUCGAGCGGCGGCUCCCACGAGCGCCUCUCUCGCCCAGCUUUCGAGUCGCUCCCUGCCCUCAGCCUCCGCGGCCGCCCGCCUCCCCUCGUCCCAGGCCCGUUCCUUCGCGACCGUCCAGGAGGGCGCGCCCAAGAGACAGUAUGGCGGUCUGAAGGACCAGGACCGGAUAUUUACCAACCUGUACGGCCACCAUGGCACGGAUUUGAAGAGCGCGAUGAAGUACGGCGACUGGUACAAGACCAAGGAUAUCGUGCUGAAGGGCCAUGAUUGGCUCAUUUCCGAGCUCAAGGCUUCCGGUCUUCGUGGCCGUGGUGGUGCCGGUUUCCCCUCGGGACUGAAAUACUCUUUCAUGAACUUCAAGGAUUGGGACAAGGACAGCCGACCCCGUUACCUGGUUGUUAACGCUGAUGAGGGUGAGCCUGGAACCUGCAAGGACCGUGAGAUCAUGCGAAAGGACCCCCACAAGCUCAUCGAGGGCUGUCUGGUUGUGGGCCGUGCGAUGAACGCCAACGCUGCCUACAUCUAUAUUCGUGGCGAGUUCUACCACGAAGCCACCGUUCUCCAGCGCGCCAUCCAGGAGGCCUACCAGAACGGUCUCAUCGGCAAGAAUGCCUGUGGCACUGGCUACGACUUCGAUGUCUACAUCCACCGCGGAAUGGGCGCCUAUAUCUGUGGUGAGGAGACCUCGCUGAUCGAGUCCAUUGAGGGCAAGCAGGGCAAGCCCCGUCUGAAGCCUCCGUUCCCUGCUGCUGUCGGUCUGUUCGGAUGCCCUUCCACCGUUACCAACGUCGAGACCGUCGCCGUCACCCCCACUAUCAUGCGCCGUGGUGCUAGCUGGUUCUCUUCCUUCGGUCGGGAGCGUAACCAGGGUACCAAGCUCUUCUGUAUUUCUGGUCAUGUCAACAACCCGUGCACGGUCGAGGAGGAGAUGUCCAUCCCUCUGCGCGAGCUGAUCGACCGUCACUGCGGUGGUGUCCGUGGUGGCUGGGACAACCUGCUCGCCGUCAUUCCUGGUGGAUCGUCGACCCCGAUCCUUCCCAAGAAGAUCUGUGACGACCAGCUGAUGGACUUUGAUGCCCUGAAGGACUCUCAGAGUGGUCUCGGUACCGCCGCCGUCAUUGUCAUGGACAAGUCGACCGACGUCGUCCGUGCCAUCUCCCGUCUGUCUGCCUUCUACAGGCACGAGAGUUGCGGUCAGUGCACACCUUGCCGUGAGGGUAGCAAGUGGACCAUGCAGAUGAUGCAGCGUAUGGAGAAGGGCCAGGCCAAGGAGCGCGAAAUCGACAUGCUCCAGGAGCUCACCAAGCAGGUUGAGGGACACACCAUUUGCGCUCUGGGAGAGGCCUUUGCCUGGCCCAUCCAAGGUCUGAUCCGACACUUCCGGCCGGAGCUGGAGGCGAGAAUCAAGCAGUACGAGCAGGAGAAGGGCACCAAGCCUUUUGCCGGUGGUUGGCCUGCGGAGGCUAAGAAUGAGGGCAAGCUGAUUUCUCCUGGCAUGUAGACCAUGAGAGGGGGAAACAGAAUGGUUAAAGCCAGCGGAAGCUGGUAAUUAGUUUACAAAGGGAGAAGUGACGAGUGUUGUUUUUGUCUCUAUAAACCAUGUACAGUCCUGCGAUAGCAAUUCAAUGUUAUUUCUUUUGUUCAUGUUGUUUUCGAAGCUGAAGCUGAAGCGUCUGUAUUGUAGACUUGAUCUGGAUCGGAAUUCGACAAGAAUCUACAUAGACGCUCUUAUCGCUUUCGAUGACAUGAUAGAAGUGUAUCCCUACGGAAAUCGAAAUUCAUCAAUUUGGGGUAAAUCAUUGCUGGUGCAACCUAGACUGGUUAAUUCCCAACCAGGAGGGUGACAGGAUAGGGCAUCAUCUAUUUCUGUAGUGCUAGCGAAAUAGUUAACCGGCAAAAUAGUUAAGCU